Molecule: messenger RNA, 820 nt
Organism: Solea senegalensis (Senegalese sole)
Lineage: Eukaryota; Metazoa; Chordata; Actinopteri; Pleuronectiformes; Soleidae
Gene: erg28
Product: ergosterol biosynthesis 28 homolog
Exons: 5
Coding region: 93-524 (143 amino acids)
Cellular component (GO): membrane; endoplasmic reticulum
Molecular function (GO): protein-macromolecule adaptor activity
Source: RefSeq, a predicted model, not a curated record
UUUUUUUCAUCCAGUGUUCCUGUGUUUCUGUCAGGAAUAUGUUCACUCUGUAGUUUAGUAGACUGCGUCAGACAGACAGACAGACAGACAGGAUGAGUCGCCUGCUGAAUGUCCUGCGGAGCUGGUUGGUGAUGGUGUCCGUCAUCGCGGUAGGAAACACCGUGCAAAGUUUCAGAGACCACAGCUUCCUGUCAGAGAAGCUCUACACGGGCACGCCAGAGUUUGUGAAUGGUCUCCAAGCACGAACGUUUGGUAUAUGGACUUUGCUGUCAUCCAUCAUCCGCUGUGCCUGUGCCAUAGACAUCCAGAACAGAACGCUGUAUCACAUCACUUUAUGGACCUUUGUGCUGGCGCUGGGCCACUUCCUGUCUGAAGCCUUCAUCUACAAAACUGCACCUCUCACUAUUGGGGUCAUGGCACCUCUUAUUGUGGCGAGUUUCUCCAUCAUAGGAAUGUUGAUUGGAUUCCAGUGUUUUACGGAGACACAAGAGGACGUGGGUGCACGGCAGAAGAAACGUAACUGAGUCCCCGCAGUUUUACUGUUCAUUGAACUCACCCCAAAAACCAACACCCGACAACCACAGAGUAAAGUGGACUUUAUUGUGCAACUUUCUAAAGAUGAAACACUGUAUCUGUACUAUGUUGUUUUCAACUGGACAUUUUAUAGUUGACAGUUUAAUUAUAAACAGUCUCACCUCUAUUCUACAGUACACUUUCUUCAUUUACCAGUAAAAAAUACACAGAGGUCUCAUCAGAGGUUCUAACCUGAAGCUUGUCUCGGUUUUAGGGUAAUUUUUAAUAAAAAAAUAUUUCUGACUGA